Coccidioides immitis RS is the source of this 1461-nucleotide messenger RNA. RefSeq lists its product as uncharacterized. The coding region runs from base 359 to 1369 and encodes 336 amino acids. The transcript has a single exon. NCBI's taxonomy places the organism in Eukaryota, Fungi, Ascomycota, Eurotiomycetes, Onygenales, Onygenaceae. The record is from RefSeq and is a predicted model, not a curated record.
GGCAGACAGACAUAUCAUCUCCUCAGCAGAACAAAGACCCUCCUCUUCUACUCUCCUCUCCUCUUCCUCCCCCCCACAAGUUUCGUUGCUCUCUCUCUCUCGAAUGGAAAUGCUCGCUUCACAUCUAUAGCUUUUUUUUCGAGUUUUGUCUUGGAAUUGUUUUUGUCCCCAUUUGAUUAGUCCCUCUUAACUCUUAACUACUACCUGCUCUCCACACCACUCCGAAACUCAACCCUCCCCACCAACCAACUCGCCUCCCAACGGCCAAAAAAUUGAUGACUUAACGAGACACACGACACAAAAUCAGAAUACCGCCGCCUGUUGGGCAAGAGAUACCCUUGUGUGGAACCCAGCCGUGAUGAGUUCCCACAGCGCGGAGUCGCUCAAUUGCUUUUCCUUGCUCUCGGACAAGAUUCCCUCCUGGAUCUCUCGAGUCUCCGAGCUCGCCGUCCACACCGCCGCAAAGCAGGAAGAAUUCAAGUGCGACUACAUCAAGUACUCAGUCACGGAGAAACGGCCGCGAAGACGGAAAGGCAGCUCCCUCCACACCCACAGGCCCGAGGAUGAAGAAGAGUCGGGGUGCAAAGCCCGCGUGCCGUCCGAUCCACACGAUCCGUGCUUGGAGCCCCUUACCCGUAUGAAGAUAUUAAAGCAGUCCGGCGGAGAUGUUAAUAAUAAUAUUAAUCGGAAGCGCCGCACGGGCGAAGACGCCAGCGGCCCCUCUGAUCAAGAAACGGAGCGGGCGAUCAGACCUCGCCAUCAGUUCCUCAUCCACUACGAUUGUCAUUCCCAGGCGGUCCUGGAGAAACUAGUACGCGAGAUCGGUGGGGCGAGAAAUCAAAUACGGAAAAGCAGGAUGAGCUACAUGAUGAAGUCCGGGUUUGGGCGGAAAUCGGUGCAACCAGGCUUCUCGUCCGAUGACGGAAUGAAGCCCAUUUUCAGAAGCACCAGGAGCUUUAACAAAUCCGCAGGAAAGGAGUCACCGUUCGAUGUUGCCGAUAUUCACUUGGAGUCUGCGCAGGCCUUGUGUGAGACGGCUGCGCACCAGUUCCUACGGAACGGCGAUUGUUCGUUCGAGUUGAGUAGAACUAAAGAGAAACUCGACCUGGCUCUUGACGUGGCAAAGGUCGAGGUCGAGCGAUCGUCGGAGGCGGUCAAGAUUGAAGAAGCAGAGGCGGAGGCGGAAGCAAUGGCCAAGGAGGGAGAAAAUCAACGCGAAGCCGAACUGCUGCCAGCAGAGCAAAAGAUUGAAAAGGACGGAAAGGGCGCGGAUGGACCACCGACUGCUAUAGAGGUUGAUGAUGCAUCCGAUAAUUCUUCUAUAUCCAUCGACAUUACGGCAUUCCGAUCAUCCAGGUUGAGAAGAUGAUUGAAGAUAAAAAUAUCGUUUGGCAUAUUCUGAAAGUUUUACGGCCGGCAGAGUUUUUGAUAUAUAAAAAACUUUCUUGAUAUCCCCGGAUA